Molecule: messenger RNA, 2350 nt
Organism: Trematomus bernacchii (emerald rockcod)
Lineage: Eukaryota; Metazoa; Chordata; Actinopteri; Perciformes; Nototheniidae
Gene: kcng2
Product: potassium voltage-gated channel, subfamily G, member 2
Exons: 3
Coding region: 356-1972 (538 amino acids)
Biological process (GO): potassium ion transmembrane transport; protein homooligomerization
Cellular component (GO): membrane; voltage-gated potassium channel complex
Molecular function (GO): voltage-gated potassium channel activity
Source: RefSeq, a predicted model, not a curated record
UCUGCGGAGUGAGGAUGUGGAGAAACAUGUCUCCCUGUUUGGAUUCUCUUGUGGAUCAAAGCCUUCUUCUUCUUCUUCUUGCUGACAUUUUAACCGCGUGAAGAGCGACUUUAAGGACCCCUUUAAAAAACUCCGUAAAUCCAGCUUUUUUGCUAUAACAAUGUCCCAAAACAUUUGCGUGGAAAACUUGGAGGCAUGCUGCAGGUUGAAUGCUGCGAAGGCGCGAGACUGAAACUGAAGCAGAAUGACACGAGCCUGGCAGCAAACUGGAGACGUGCUGUGUUGCUGAAUGGGUGACAACAUCUAGUCACCUCACCUGUGAACACCAUCACAUUGUGCAGGAGAAGUGGCCGUGAUGUACCAGGAGGUGGCCUUCCUGGCAGGGAGCUCCGAGCACCAGUUCACCACCUUCCACUUCCAACCUGUGGAGAACAAGAAGGAGGUCCUGGCCAAAAAAGGUUUGUUCUACAAGCGAGCCAAGCUUCUUCUCCAGCCUCAGCCUCGACAACAAGAUGGAGGAGAGAUCGGCCUUUCUGACUGGGCGGCCAUUAUCAACGUCGGCGGGAUCAAGUACCAAAUCCCUUGGUCUACGUUGGACGAAUUCCCUUUGACUCGAUUGGGGAAGUUGCGAAGCUGCAGCAACGAGGAUGAAAUCAUGGAUUUGUGCGACGAUUACGACAGCAGCCGAAACGAGUAUUUCUUCGACCGAAGUCCGUCGGCUUUCCGCACAAUCGUGUGUUUCUUAGCGGCGGGGAAACUGAGGCUACUGAGGGAAAUGUGCGCCUUGUCGUUCCAGGAGGAGCUGCUCUAUUGGGGGGUGGAGGAGAACAAUCUAGACUGGUGCUGCCUUAGGAAACUGAGGCUCAGACAGGCGGAGUUCAAGGAGCAACAGAGACUGGAGGAGGAAGAGGAAGCAGAGCUAACGACGCCCCAAUCCUGCCAGGAGAGUCCACAACCGCCUGAAAUGGAGGCUCCAGAAGAGACUCGAGCGGGGGGAUGCAUGAGGAGAUUAAGGGACAUGGUGGAGAACCCACACUCUGGUUUACCCGGGAAGAUCUUCGCCUGUUUGUCGGUUAUAUUUGUAGCCAUCACCGCUGUGACGCUGUGUGUCAGCACCAUGCCAGACCUCAGGGAGGAGGAGGAGAGGGGUGAGUGCUCCCAGAGGUGCUACAACAUCUUCGUUCUGGAGACGGUGUGCGUCGCCUGGUUUUCCCUGGAGUUCCUGCUGCGUUUCAUCCAGACUCAGAGCAAGUGGACGUUCCUUCGUACGCCUCUGAACCUCAUCGACGUGUUGGCCAUCCUCCCGUACUACAUCACUCUCAUCGUGGACUCUUUUUCUGUCGGCGGGAAACAAACAGGCUCCGGGAACAACUACCUGGAGAAAGUGGGGUUAGUUCUCCGAGUCCUAAGAGCUCUACGGAUCUUUUACGUGAUGCGUUUGGCUCGACACUCUUUAGGCCUGCAGACACUCGGGUUAACAGUGAGAAGAUGCACGCGAGAGUUCGGACUUUUGCUGCUUUUCCUUUGCGUAGCCAUGGCUCUUUUCUCCCCACUUGUGUUCCUAGCUGAGAGCGAGUUGGGCGCCAAGCAGGAGUUCACAAGUAUCCCCGGGAGUUACUGGUGGGCCGUGAUCUCCAUGACCACGGUAGGAUACGGAGAUAUGGUGCCAAGAAGCAUCCCUGGACAAGUGGUGGCACUCAGCAGCAUUUUGAGUGGAAUCCUCCUCAUGGCGUUCCCCGUAACGUCCAUUUUUCACACCUUCUCACGCUCCUACAUAGAGCUUAAAGAAGAGCAAAAUCGCACCUCGAGGCACAAGCCGGGUUCGCAGGAUAGCACCAAGUCUCAAAACAGUGAAGAUUCUCAAGAGACGGACAGUUAUCAUGGGAUCACUGAGGCCUCGGCUACAUCCCUGCAGAGGAGGAAGUUCAUUGCUGCACAAAGGGCUGCUGACAUUAGACCGAUGAAAACUUAGCUGCUUUGUUUGUGUUUCAUGUGGGACUCCAAAGUUGACAAGCUGCAGGAUUGUGGGAUUUUCCUUCACGGGAGAUUGAGGUCCCGGCUUUGAUCGUGUGAAGCGCUUGUGCUCCAGGGUGUAUCUGAGUUUCUUAAGUUUUACUGAGGAGCUGCAGAGCAUAAAUUUGAACUUGAAAAGACUGCAAACAGUAUAACAUUCAUGAAUAAACAACCAGUCAAAUGAGAUCUAAAAAAAAUGACAGUUCUGUGAUUCACAUAAGUCUGCAAAAAAAAGGGAAAUCCAACACCAAAACAUCACACGUUGUUAUUCAGACCUCAGACUAAUAAUUUAUGUUCCUCACGUAGCUGCUUUUGAGAAUAAAGGUGUUUGCUGAGA